Molecule: messenger RNA, 786 nt
Organism: Mytilus californianus (California mussel)
Lineage: Eukaryota; Metazoa; Mollusca; Bivalvia; Mytilida; Mytilidae
Product: micronuclear linker histone polyprotein-like
Exons: 3
Coding region: 7-726 (239 amino acids)
Cellular component (GO): extracellular region
Source: RefSeq, a predicted model, not a curated record
UUAAUCAUGAAAUGUGCACUAUUACUGACCUUCGUCGUACUCCUGGUUGUUUGCGCUGAUGACACACAUGCCUGGUUUGGAGGAGGUGGAAGUUCUCGUUCUAGUUCUAGAAGAAGCGACUCAUCAAAGUCAUCGAGUAGAUCUGGUUCUUCAAAAACAAAUCGUAAAAGUGGCGGUGGCUGGUGGGGUGGUAGUAGAAGUUCUAGUUCCAGUCAAUCCGUUUCUUCAUCAGCGACAAAGUCAGUUCAGAAACAAGAAAAGCCAAAAGCAAGCGUAAUUGAUAAAGUGAAAGGGGCAAUUAGUGGAGCCAUUGAUAAUGUUAACACAAAAGCGAAAGAAGUAAAAACGUAUGUCAAAGGAUACGCUAAUGGCGCAAAAGAGAUGCACAACACAUAUACAGAAAUGAAAACUGCCACUAAACAAAUGGUAAAGGAUGGCAAAAGCGCAAAAGGUGCAGACAAGUACUUUCAUGCAAAAGCCAACUACAAGGCAGCACAACAUGGUCCUGGUGGUAAAGCAGCGGCAAAGCAUAUCAGUGAUGCAAGAGAGACAUAUCAAACGGCAUUUAAAAAAGGGAAAAAUAUAAUUGGGAAAGUAAGUGACGAAGGAUACAAUGAAUAUGCUGCUGAUUCCGCUAAAGACCAAGAGGCUAACAGACAUGGACAAAAUGGUGGAGAUCCCAAUAAAUAUCGCACCAAAGAUAUUCCUGACAAAUACAAAAAAUAAUGUUGCCACAGUUACAAUUUUUAUGCUUAAGAGAUCAGUUUAUAAAACAUGUAUCUCUUG